This is a messenger RNA of Pseudophryne corroboree (corroboree frog), 10007 nucleotides long. It is a transcript of the gene REPS2, whose product is annotated as RALBP1 associated Eps domain containing 2. Gene Ontology annotation, molecular function: calcium ion binding; protein binding; molecular adaptor activity. Bases 206 to 2245 code for a protein of 679 amino acids. Gene Ontology annotation, biological process: clathrin-dependent synaptic vesicle endocytosis; endosomal transport. Gene Ontology annotation, cellular component: intracellular vesicle; cytoplasm; presynaptic membrane. Lineage: Eukaryota; Metazoa; Chordata; Amphibia; Anura; Myobatrachidae. The transcript is spliced from 20 exons. The record is from RefSeq and is a predicted model, not a curated record.
UGCGCACAGUAUAGCAGCAAUGCAGAGAGAGGAUGUAUCACCAGCUGCAGUAACACCUCCUCCUAUUUUCAGCUUUUUAUCUCUAGUAGAGAAAGCACAGGAAGAGAGUGACAAACGUACAAAGUAAAGGAAAGGCAGUGCUCCCCGCCUUGUGUUUUAUUAGCUUGGGUUCAUUACGCUGUUAUUCCCAGGCAGGAGCAGACCUAUGGACUCAGCACCUUCAGUGGUGCCUGCUGGCCAAGCAGCUGCGGGACCGUAUCUACCUCUUACUGACAAUGAACAGAAACGUUACUCAGAGCUUUUCUCCUUGUGCCAGGUUGAAGGAUCUGCAAGACUGGCAGCUGAUAGCAGCAAAGUGGGUGAGCUGUUCAGAGGAUCUCAGCUACCUGCUGAAACUUUACACCAGAUCACAGAACUGUGUGGUGCGAAACAUGGGGGUUACUUCGGUCCAGCUCAGUUCUUUAUUGCUAUGAAAUUAAUUGCUGCAGCACAAGCUGACCUCCCAGUGCACCUGGAGAGCAUCAAGUGUGAGUUACCACUUGCUUGCUUCUUUUCUAUGAAAAGUGACAAAAAUGUAAAAUCUGGAAUCCAAUCACGGAACAAAGAUACGCAGCUAUCCAUACUCACUGCCAGUGAGAAAGGGCAUCAACACUGCCGUGGCGAAGGGGAAAGUAAGUUAGAUGUGAAGACCAUAGUGACAUCACCUCAAAAAUCUUCUGUAUCAUCUCCAAACUAUGGAUAUGGAAAGUCACAGAGCAGUCCUGACCACCACAGCGGAGCAGCGUAUGAGACCAGACAACCUGCACUACUUCAGCAGGAUGGACAGUUGUCGCUGAACUAUGGAAACCAAUCUGCACCUCUGCAGCCUUCUCUCAGCCAGUCAUUCUCAGUUGAAAGAGAAUCACAGGAUAAAUCUGAUAGUUACUCUGAGGACCCCUGGAGGAUAACAGAAGAACAGCGAGAAUAUUACACUAACCAGUUCAAAACCUUGCAACCCGAUUUGAAUUCCUUUAUUUCUGGUUCUGUAGCAAAAAACUUUUUUACCAAAUCUAAACUACCUAUUUCAGAACUUUCACACAUUUGGGAUCUUAGUGAUGUUGACUGUGAUGGUGCUUUGAUCCUGCCAGAGUUUUGUGCUGCUUUUCAUCUUAUCGUUGCUAAGAAGAAUGGCUAUGACUUACCAGAUACACUGCCUAAGACCUUACUGGCUGAAAUAUUGCAAUCAGCAUCUUUAAAGCAAAGUACAGAUGGUGUGUAUGAAAUUUACCGUGGAAUAAGCACAGUUUGCCCAGCCAGAAAAGAGCUAGAAACUGUCUGUGAAGAUCCAGCCAACUCAGAGCCCCUUAUUCUCUUUGAUGUGGAAACCAGUAACACCGAGCCAGAAACUUGUGUUGGAGUACAACCUGGUCAGAAUGCAUUAAAAGAAAACUCAAGCAAUGAAUCUAAAGCUAAAAAAGAGAAAACACUAACUCAUAGUAUAUCAACGGAACCAAAACAUUUCCCUUCCUUCAAAACUGCUACUCACCAGGAACCAUACAAAACAAGGCCAAGAUCUAGAUCUUACUCCAGCACGUCUAUUAAAGAAACGAUGAAGAAAGUUGAAGAACCUCCCACUCCACCUCCAAGACCGCAGAAAACACAUUCAAGAGCUUCUUCCUUAGACUUGAAUAGAAUCAUUCAACACCACUCUCCAGCUCUUCGGGCUGGAUGGAUACCACCUCCACCUGCUCUGCCUCCAAGACCAUGUGUUUCACAGCAGAUUCCUUACCAGGCUAGUAACUCAGAGCAAAAGCUACAGAUACAACAGCCAACUUUUGCAGACUUCAAAUCACAAGACCAGAGUGACCGAGCAGCAGAGAUAGAAUUACAUCUACAGACAAAUAAAUCCUUACCACAGACAGAGGAGAGCAGCCCUGCCAAGAAGGAAAUGCUACAUAACCAACCACCAACAAAACCACUACGAAGAAAAUUCCACCCAGAAAGUCAAAUGCUGGAAAAUCACGACCUGUCAUCAGCAUCAAGUGUGACCUCAUCAGCUGCAUCUUUGAAGUCAUAUCCUGCUGUUCAAAAGCAGCCUUCCAAGCAGAAGAAAGAUAUCCAGACAGCCAUCCGUAAAAACAAGGAGGCUAAUGCAGUGCUGGCCAGACUGAAUAGCGAGCUUCAGCAACAGCUAAAGGAGGUCCAUCAGGAAAGGAUUGCCUUGGAAACUCAACUGGAGCAACACCGUCCUCUUACUGUGUCAUGACCCUCGGCCGGCAUCUGGUAGAAGUGACAGCAAUACUCUCCAUGCAAGGAUAUUUAACAGCGCAUCUGUGUAGUAACCUGGGUAUAUUAUGAUAUUCAUGGUGCUGAAGCCAGUCGAGUUUGGAAUGAAAUACUGUCGUUUGUUUUCCCUUUUAUCUGUUUUACAAAGAAGCAAAAAAAUAUUUAUUAUUUUAAAUGAAAGUCCCUUACCUCUAGAAAGUAUGUGUGGAUGGCGUUCAUCUUGAAUUGCAGCAUUCUCCAUUACUAUGUUACACUGAAGGGCUAUUGCAGCCUGCACUUCUUUUAUGUCUUCAUGUAUUCAGGGACCAAUGUCUUUGUUCCAUCUUUUGGGGAACUUAUGUUUCUGAUUCGCCGUGAUCCUUCACUCAAGGUCUGUUUUGGUAUUGCUUUCUCCAUGUCCUGUGUUUCUGUGAACAGAUCAUCAAUUACACCUUACACUCUUACUGCGUCAAUGUUGUAGAAGUUUUUACAUGUACUGAUAAUAGCACUGAUUUGAAUUAAGUAAUCAGCAACAAGAAAGGUUUCUAACAUAUGGAAAUUAAUACAUUUAUUGUACAAAUUUAAAUAUAAAAUAUCUUCUAUGAAGCAUUAAUCCAGCUUCUACUGUGGACAAGAGUCACUGCCAGCUACCAAGUCCUAAAAGUGUUAGUCAAUUUAUUAUUCAUUUUCCUUUAUUUAUAUGAUGCCACAAAGGUUCCGCAGCCCCUAAAGUACAUGAACAAAUGAUCAGCACAAGAAACCAGUAACGUACAGUAUAUGACAAUGCAGUACAAGUACAUGGUAUAUACAUAGCUGCAUCACUGGUCAUAACACCCACAUAAGCACCAAGGAGGCAGAAACCAAGCGUUAGGUGCUGUUGUAAGGAGUAUGGAGUAGAAGUAGAUGAUAGUAUAAGUAAGGGAACAACAGCACAUGAGACAAGAGGGCCCUGCUUGUGAGAGCUUUUAUUCUAAUUGAGAGUGGCAGUCAGACAGGGGUGAGGCUGAGGGGGUAGACAGUUAGCAUGGGACAUAGGGGGUCAUUCCGAAUUGUUCGCUCGUUGCCGAUUUUCGCAACGGAGCGAUUAAGGCAAAAAUGCGCAUGCGCAUGGUACGCAGCGCGCAUGCGCUAAGUAUUUUAGCACAAAACUUAGUAGAUUUACUCACGUCCGAACAAAGAAUUUUCAUCGUUGUGAUCGGAGUGUGAUUGACAGGAAGUGGGUGUUUCCGGGCAGAAACUGACCGUUUUCUGUGAGUGUGCGGAAAAACGCAGGCGUGCCAGGAUAAAACGCAGGAGUGUCUGGAAAAACGGGGGAGUGGCUGGCCGAACGCAGGGCGUGUUUGUGACGUCAAACCAGGAACGAAACGGGCUGAGCUGAUCGCAGUGUAGGAGUAGGUCUCGAGCUACUCAGAAACUGCUAAGAAUUUUCUAUUCGCAAUUCUGCUAAUCUUUCGUUCGCAAUUCUGCUAAGCUAUGAUACACUCCCAGAGGGCGGCGGCCUAGCGUGUGCAAUGCUGCUAAAAUCUGCUAGCGAGCGAACAACUCGGAAUGACCCCCCAUAGGGUAGAUGCUACCACUGAGCGCCAUGGUUACUACCUUGCCAAUCACCCAGCUGAUCGUAUUAAAUGCUCCAGUCCCUAAAGUAUUUAUCUGAUCAGUGUGAGCCCCAUACACACUGAGCUGGAAAUAGGUCAGGGAUUGUAUAUAUUGUAGCGAUGCCAGUCCUAAAACUCACCAGCUGGGUACCGGUGCUCUGCUGCAGGAAGGUCACGUGUAUGAAUCCUGUUGCUUCGGCUGACAUUCAAGGGCCAUAGGGCAUUAGUCAGUGACUGAGCAGCAGCAGUGAAGCGGGAGGGAGGCUGUCUCGGCUCCUCUAUGGGGUCAGGUGGUCAGGCAUCUAAAAUAUUAAACUACACAUAAUGUGGGACCUUCUGAACUGGCCAUUGCAGGAGGACAUUAUGUCAUUUAUUGGCUAACGCUCCUGCAUCUACUAUCUACUCAAUUGUUGGGCCAAUCAGCUGUUAUCGGGUGAUCAGCCCAGUGUUUUGUAUAGGUGUGUAGAGCAGAGAUCUCUUUUAGAAGUAAGAAAUCUGUCCUAUAGUAACAGUUCAAUUUCAGUAUAUUGUUUCAUUUGAGGUUUGGCUGCACUUACAGUAUCAGUCACUAAAACUGAAACCCUAAGUCCUGACUGCAGCAAAAAUAAAUUGCAACCAAAUAUUUUAAUAUUUUAAGGUAAGCUGAUAAAAGUGAUGAAAGAAUCUAAACUGAUAUUUUAGUAUGAAAUAUAAUUGAUAUUUUCAAUUUAUUAAUAAAAAAAUAACAAUAAAUGUAAUCAUUAUAAAUAUGUUUAUUAUAUUGCUUCCCUUUUCAAUUUCCAGAUAUUCCUGUGCAAAUAUCUAGAGAAGGCAUUUGACUGAGAGUCUAUGGAAAUGUCUGCCUAUCAGAAACAAUGAUGCCUGCUGGCUAUUAAAAAAGAAAACUAUCACUUAUCUCUAGAUAAUAGAUGACAUUAACACUUGGGGCAUAAAGUCUUAUUAUAACUUGUCUCCAGUUUGGGAUCCCUCAGGUGGAAAUCAUCAAUCCAGAAUAGGCAGCUUCUAGUAUUCCACCAAUACACAUCAUUGAAGCUGCUGUAAAUAUAUCAUAUGAUACAAUCUGGGGAUGAUGCUGAGCUGGCUACAUGUGCAUUGACAGGUCAAGCUCGAAAAGCCUCCCAUACAAUAGUGUGCGUACCCCCGUGUGCUUAGGCCGCAGCAGCAUAUGUGUCAGGGUAACAUCAGGCAUCUUUACACCCAGGUGCACUUAUACCCAUUUCAUACCAAAAAACUAGGUCCAGUCUGGGUUAUUGUACACGGUUUCAAGCCAUGUCUUGCUGCUUGAAACUGCAUUCACACGGCAGACUGGACCCGAAUUUUUGCCUGGUCUUCUCUGACAUAAUUUCCAAGCGCCGGUGGUCUAUCUCUCUGUAUACUUUUUGCAUUGCCAAAGCAGGCUACCUGGGUCAGUGCCGGGUUUGACUCUGGUAGCUACCAUGGUUGGAUUCCCAUGCAACACAACACAACUAGACACUUUCACACUAAACCUAGAUGCGGGAUACCCCGGCAAUAAUCUGGGUUAUAAAUUUGAUGUGAAAGGAGUAUUACACACAUCCAGAUCAUAAGCACAGGAUAAGUUUGAUAACAUUUGCUUUGAUAGUGGAAGGAAGGAAGAUAGAUGUGGAAGGAAGAUUAUACCAGCUGUAGGGAAUGCAUAUGGAAUUAGCAAAAAAAAACAAACACAAUCAUAUAAUAUAUGCAUGAAUGAUGAAGAAAACACCUAUAUGCUUCAGAGGUCAGCCAAUCAGAAGAUAGUGCUGUCAUUUGUUACCUCCAGCACUGUAUAUUUGCACCAGACCUCGGCCAUCCUCAUUUGAUAUGGCUACUGACUAUGAUAUACUGUAUGCACUCAGUCCUGCAUGCCUCUCCCCUCCCCAAGUCUGUCUAUGCAAGCAAAAAGAGACACACUAGAUCUGCAUACAGAAUUAGGCUUACUACAUAUAUUUUACGGAUAUAUGCAGUGCCAACUUGCAUAUACACUAGCAAACAGGCAUCACUGACAGUAUAUCCAUCAGCAUUCAUACCUUACGUCUGCGUCCCCUAUAUUGUGUACACUGUAAUAGGGGUGGUCAACACAGACUGUCGCAGGGGUGAGUUCACACAGCUGCUUAUCCAAAUAUGGGGAUCGCUGUGAAUGGGAGGAUAUGUUUCUCAUGUUAUUACUAUGUUUUAGCUCACGAUUGUAUUUACUAAAGCGUAAAUUGUGACACUGCAGCAAUUUGCACCAUUAUACUGUAAUAAAUUGAAUUGAGAAAGGUAAUCUAUAUGUAUGUGCAUUGAGAUGUCUGACAAUUUCUAGGCAGGUGUCAGUGUCUACUGCCAUUGUUUUCUAGUGGGUGACAUCGUAUGUCUCAACUUUUGGACUGUGCAUGCACACACAGUACAGAUAUAUGCACGCAUGUACCAGGACUCAAUACUACAGAAAGAGCAGCAUAGUUGUAUGUGGCACAAGGAUCUAUCUCAGAUGCAGCCGGUUUACAGCUGCUGCACCUACCUUUUCUGCUAGAGAGAGCCAAGCAAUGCCAAGGGUGAUGGGCAGAGGGCCCAACUCUAUGUAACUGGCAAGGCAGAAGUACUAGUUGCUCUGUUAUCAGUUGUCUUUCAUGUUUGGACUUUUAAGAGUCAAUUCCAAUUAUGGUUGUUCCCAUACAGGCAUGGAUGCAUAUUAUAUUUUUUAACAUAACACUUGAAUAGGUAUUUCAUUGUAAGUUUGCAUAGAACUAAAUUUAAUAUUACCAAAUUUAUCUUUUAGAAGUAUAAUUUUAUUGAGAUAAAAUGUCAAUUGAUUCUACCCCAAUAAUGGAUACAGACACACUGUUGGUGCUCCAUCGACAUGCUUAGGAGUAACGUAUUUCCAGCUUGAAUUAUCCCAUUAUGUGCUGCAUCCAUCUAGCGUUGGGCAGAGGGGAGGGGGUUGUUGCUUUUAUGUUUGCUGUUGCAAUAUAGUUUGCAAAAUGAAAAGUGAAAAUAGGACUUUCUACACAUAACUGAUGACAAUACCGUAAAGGUGUACUGUAACUUGGGAAUGUGCUGCAAUUAGCGAGGCUGCCACAUGAAUGUCAGUGAUUAGAAAUGUGACAAAUUGCAGUUGCACGGUGUGCAUGAAAUGGGUUUGGGUAUGCUGGGGUGGCGACUGUGGAUAACCCUUGGAGGGUGGCGGCUAUGGCUAACUAACCCCUAUUGUCUGACCCUUGACCCCCCCCCCCCCCCCCCCCUCCCGGGCCCUUACUUGUACCCAGAUACUCAACUUCGGUAUGUCAGCUGAAGCUGACGGUGUUCCAGAGCUGAUAUCCUGAGUGGUGUCGGGAUGAUGGCGUAGAUCACAUGCCCACCACCAUUCCCACCGCCGGGAUGCUAAACGCAUCCCAUGAAAUGUAAUGUAUCUGAUAAAUAUAUCAAGGAUGAAUUAUAAAUAAAGGCAUUUUGUACUAUAAAGUGCUAUUAAGUUAUUAAACACUGACUAAAUAAAACUGAAUUAUUGUAAAUAAGGAUAAUUCCAAGUUGAUUAAGGAGGAAUUCAAUUGCAGAUGAUAACCCAUUUUCAUGUGAAUAAUUUUCACUUUUCAUGAUACGUGGUUAUCACCCAAUACAAUUGUAGGUGAAGUUAACACGUGAUAAUUCUCCAAAGGAUGUAACACACACAUUUUUCACCACCUUCUGAGCAGGUGCAAAUUUGGGUAAAGUCACUAUUUUAAGGCAAAAAUGUUAGAACUUGGUUCAGAACCACCGGGAUGCCCUUCCUAAUGAUUAAUUAGCCACUUAGAAUUUUAUACACAGCAGACUUGAUAGGAAAACCUGAUGCCACUGGGCAUGUACAGCAGCUCCAUUCCGUAUGUACUGUAGUGGUCGCUGGUAAGGCUGUGGGGUAGGGGAGUUUCCAUGGCAACUGGAAACCCCCCCCUGUGUUUGCCUAUGGGACUGUACAAUAUUCUCAGGCACUAAAAACAUGCUUUACAGCAAACUGGUAAAACAUGCCUCUCUGAGAAUAUAGUCUGACUAUACCUAGUUUCCUGUGAUUAUUCCAAGUUUAAAAUAUCAGUCUCUGAAAGACUUUGUCCCUGGAAAUAUCCCUGUCAUUUAGUAUUGAUCAACAACACUGGACAAUACCUCCUAUGUGUGUUGUAUUCUGACUGGGCAUAUUUAUUCCUGAGAAACCUGUGGGAGCUACUUUUUUUGGUCAAAAACGGAGGACCCCUUACAUAUAUCCCUGGGAUACUUAAUAGGAUAUUGCACAAAUAUUUAUUGUUAAAUAGGCCCCUAUGUAUUCAUAUUUACAGGUUUUUGUAGGCAUCUUCAGUAUUUAUUAUUUAAUAUACAUUACCACCAAGGCCAGUAAGCAUAUUAUGAUGGUGAGUCUACAGAGGAUGUCACCAAAAUGCUUGAACCAUAGAAAAAUAGGUGGCACGCAUUACAUUCUAAAGCAUGAAAUGAAGUAAAAGUUUCUCAUACAGUAAAUGAAUAUUUAUGUAGUUACAGACUUAGCUAGCAUGUUAAUUUGUUGCUCGGUUAGCUUGCCGGUGCUCUGUUAUCUCUUGUCUAUUCAUGUUUGGAGAUCACUUCCAAUUAUGGUUGCUCCCAGAUGUAUGCAUAUUGUAUUUUUUAAAAGAAUGUGCACAUAAUAUAGUUUCUUUGCAUCCAAGAAACUAAGAUAGGCAUUUGAAUGUAAAUUUAUAUAGAACCAAAUUUCAUGUUAGCAAAUGUAGCUUUAGAAGUAUCUGUUUGUGGAGAGUAAAGUUUACUUGAUUCUGCUCCAAUAACUAUGGACACAGACAGACUGGGACUGAUGUGGAGUUGGAAGGAUAUUUUCAAUGUGAUUUCCCCUACAAAUAAAAAAAAUGUAGCACAUAAAUGUCAUGAAUUUACAGCCACAUUCUGAAGAGUAGUAACUCAAGAUGCAUGUAAGGCUACACCAGUAGCAUAUGUCUCCGCUCAGCGUCUCCCAUACACUUACACCCUUGUUUCCAUACAUUUGUUUUGAUAGUGAAAUACUCAUUCAAAUAUGAAAAAAUAAAACCUUAUGAAUACACCACAAUAGACUUGUGCGCACACAAAGUCAUGGUCUCUGCUUCAGCACUGCAAAAAAAGCAUAAGUGAAUCAGCCAAUCAGAAGCAGUAAAUUGUCAUCAUUGGCAUAUGUUGCACCAGCCCUCAGGCAUCCGCAACUGAUAUGGCUACUGACAGUUGUGCACUUGUCUUUGCUCCAGUUUGAAUCUGUUUAGUAUGACUGUGCGGAAUGUUAGCCCUUCUCUCCAGUUGUAUGUGGAUGCAAGUGUCAGAUUAAUGCAAAUCUCCAUAUGUGUGCAGCCUGUUCCUGGGACUGUGCAUAACCAUUGUGUAGAUUUUACACUAUGCAAACUGGUGUAAGUCCAAUUCUGCAUCAGCUCUACUGUCUACAUAUUGUUGAGUCUUCUAAAUGUAUGUUGGCUCCUUGAUAAUAGAUGGCAUCAUUUAUUUAUCCCAUAUAUACUGUAUGAUUCUAGUUCUUUUUUACAAUAUGGGUAAAGUAGUUGUCCAUAGAUUUUCAAUUUGUCAAAAUUCUCUCAAUGUGGGUCAGAUGUACUAAGCCUUCAAGAGAGAGAACCUGGAGAGAGAUAAAACGCCAGCCAAUCAGCUCCUAACUGCCAUGUUACAGACUGUGUUUGAAAAAAUGACAGGAGCUGGUUGGUUGGUAGUUUAUCUCCAUCGACUUUAUCACUCUACAAGGCUUAGUACAUAUGCCCCUGUGUGUUAACAUUUUUAUAAACACUUUUAUGCCAUAGAAUGUUAGUAAAAUUACCAUAUCCUCAAAUACUAAGGCCGGGAUGUAAUGAAGUCCGAGUUUGGUGGCCGUGCGGGUUGCUAAACCAUGCCUUGUACACAAUUGCCCCUUUAAAAAAACGUCCGAGUUCACCUGGCAUCCCGCAUGGCCACCAAACUGGGACUUCAUUACACACCGCCCAAUAUCUUGAAUGAACAAUUUAAUUUCCAGUGUUUCCAGGUUUAGAUGAUCACAUUAGUUUUCUCUGCUAUAUCGAUUUGUUUGUUGAGACAUACAUGGGAUAUAUACUUUAAUUCCAUGCAGCAUUUCUAAUCACCUGAAAUUGCCUUUAAAUAGGCUAUGGGGAAAUUUAGAUUUAUAUAUUGUGAUAAAGAAUCACUCAUAUAUAUGUAUAUUCCACAAGUUUUGAA